Molecule: messenger RNA, 1380 nt
Organism: Caenorhabditis remanei
Lineage: Eukaryota; Metazoa; Nematoda; Chromadorea; Rhabditida; Rhabditidae
Exons: 4
Coding region: 1-1380 (459 amino acids)
Molecular function (GO): histone deacetylase activity
Source: RefSeq, a predicted model, not a curated record
AUGGAGUCCAGCUCUAGUGGUGGAGCGGUGGCUGAGCACUCUAGACGUCGUAUCGCGUAUUACUAUGACGCGAAUAUCGGAAACUACUACUAUGGUGUAGAACACGUCAUGAAACCCAACCGUAUCCGUAUGGCUCAUCACUUGAUUCUUAACUACGGAAUGUACAGACAUCUCGGAAUCUUUAGACCAUUCCCAGCAACUGUUGAGGAAAUGAGCCGAUUCCACAAUCCUGGGUACCUCGAGUUCCUCAAAAAAGCUACUCCGGAUAAUUUGAAUCGCUUGGGCGGGGGAAUGUUAAAAUACAACGUUGGUGAGGACUGUCCAGUUUUCGAUGGACUCUUCGAGUUCUGCCAACUCAGCAGUGGCGGAUCUCUGGCUGCUGCCAUCAAAUUGAACAAAAAACGAGCCGACAUUGCAAUUAACUGGAUGGGAGGUCUUCACCAUGCUAAGAAAGGCGAAGCAUCUGGAUUCUGCUACACCAAUGACAUCGUCCUUGGAAUUUUGGAGCUGUUGAAAUACCACAAGCGUGUUCUCUACGUUGAUAUCGAUGUUCAUCAUGGUGAUGGUGUGGAAGAAGCAUUCUACACUACCGAUCGUGUGAUGACAGUCUCAUUCCACAAGUUUGGAGAUUUCUUUCCGGGAACUGGUGACAUCAAGACCACUGGUCAUGGAAUCGGCAAGAAUUUCUCGGUGAACGUGCCACUAAAGAGCGACAUCAAUGAUCAGAGUUAUCAAAGCAUUUUUAAGCCGGUCAUGCAAAGAGUUAUAGAACGUUUUGAGCCGGCAGCCAUUGUUCUCCAAUGUGGAGCCGACUCUUUAAACGGAGACCCGCUGGGACGGUUCAAUAUGACACUCAAGGGUCAUGGGGAGUGUGUUCGUUUCCUCCGUUCGUUCAAUAUUCCCAUGAUGUUACUUGGUGGAGGUGGAUACUCACCAAACAAUGUUGCUCGAUGCUGGGCUUAUGAAACAGCGAUUGCGUGUAAUGUGGAACUUUCCAAUGAUAUUCCAUCCAACGAUUUCAUGGAGUUCUUUGGACCAAACUACAAACUUCACAUUGAAGCUCGCAAAGUAGAAAAUAAGAACUCACAGAGUUAUUUGAACAAGAUGAAACAAGAAAUCUUCGAGAAUUUGAACGACCUCACUUUUGUCCCAAGUGUACAAAUGCGACCAAUCCCUGAAGACGCGUUCCAAUCUUUCAACGACCCAACGUUAACCGUAGACAUGGCCAACCCGGAUAUUCGUCACGCUCCCCAGAUUAUGGACAACGUUGUAGCUCAUCCAGGAGAAUUUUACGACGCCCAGAACACUGCUGGAAUGUUCAGACAUGAGGAAAACUAUGCGCUCAAAUUCCCCUACCCUGAUCAUCAGUACGGAUUCUAA